UUUCAGAACAGAUGUAAUGAGCAACCAACCGAUGCAGCAAUCCCAAGUCUCGUCGGCAAGAGAACCCGAUCCAGAUGCUAUCAAAAUGUUUGUCGGUCAGAUUCCACGUUCAUGGGGUGAAGCAGAAUGCAGAGAGCUAUUUGAGCAGUUCGGUUCUGUUUGUCAACUAAAUGUUCUUCGUGAUAAAGUAACACAAGCAAGUAGAGGUUGUUGUUUUGUAACUUAUUAUAAGCGGGCCGAUGCAAUAGCAGCGCAAGCAGCACUUCACAACAUCCGUGUCUUACCCCAAAUGUACCAUCCUGUUCAAAUGAAACCUGCCGACAUUGAAAACAGAAAUGAAAGAAAAUUAUUUGUUGGCAUGUUAAAUAAGAAACUCACUGAAGACAGUGUGCGUGAAAUGUUUGCUCAGUUUGGACACAUCGAAGAUUGCACUGUUUUGAAGGAUUCUGAAGGGAAAAGUCGAGGCUGUGCCUUUGUGACGUUUGCUCAUCGUUCCUGUGCGCAACAAGCAAUCAGACAAGUGCAUCUAUCUCAAACCAUGGAGGGCUGUUCGAAACCGAUUGUCGUAAAAUUCGCUGAUACCCAGAAAGAAAAGGAUGCGAAAAAAAGUGGUGGAACGCCAGCGGUAGCGACACCUUCAUUGCAGAACACAGUCAGUUUAGCCAAUACUUUGCAGCAGUUACUGCAAACAACACAGCCAAAUAGCAGUACCAGUCCUGCUCUGGGAACCCAAUUGGCUGCACUCGCAGCUCUCCUGCAGACGGCAUCACAACCCAAUGUUCUAAGUUUACUUGGAAAUGCUGCACUUCAGCAGCAGCAACAUCAGCAAUUAGCUGCGCUUCAGCAGCAACAAAGACUGCUAGAACUUCUUACGCAUCAGCAACUUGCCAACACGCCAAUAUCUACUUCUAGUGGUUCUUUUGGUAAUGACAGUAAAAUAAAUGGAACAGCCGGGGGAAAUAACCUUAUUCAACUGACGGGACAGAAUACAUCAAGCAGCAUCGAUGCUCUGCAGCAAGCAUAUGCGGGAUUACAGCAGUUUGCAGGUUUAUAUCCACAAUUAUCGGCUGACAAUUUACUUACUGCUAGUAGUGUAUCUAAUACAGGAGUGAGUACCGCAGGCAGUGGGCAAUCAAAAGGACCGGAUGGGUGCAAUCUGUUUAUUUAUCACCUCCCACAAGACUUCACUGAUAACGAUUUAUACACUACAUUCUCACCUUUUGGGUCAAUUAUUUCGGCAAAAGUUUUCAUUGACAAGCAGACUAAUCUAAGCAAAUGUUUCGGAUUUGUAAGCUACGAUAAUGUCGUUUCAGCCCAGAAUGCUAUUUCGGCACUUAACGGGUUUCAGAUAGGUUCAAAACGGCUGAAAGUACAGCUAAAGCGUGGAAAGGAUAAUAAGCCGUAUCCGAGUAUACCUGUUACUAGUAACAGUGGUAAUACGAAACCGCUGUCAACUUAAUUGUUGGAAUUUUCGAAAAAUCCAUCUAUUCAUUUUUACUUUAAAAAUUAUGGUUUCGUUACCUUCAUAAAUUGUCAAACUAAUAAUGUGGUAGCGAUAUUAAAUCAUGUUCGUUUCAUGGAUUGGUAAUUUAAAAGGAACUAUUUUUACACAUGUAUUUCGAGAUUACGCAUAUGAGGUAAAGCUAGUGAAAUAAAAUUAGAAAAUAAAAGUAGACGGUUUAGUGAGGUACAUCCUACCUUUUGAAUUAAAUUUAUAUUGACCCCUGAUCUUCAUUUCAUGUAUGUGCAUAGUUUACAUUAUCAUAGUCGCCUAUUCUUUUAGUGUACUAACUGUGUGGGUGAUAUCUCUAUGAGCUAAAAGUCUGUCACUGUUCUCGCUCUACUCAACUCCUCCCUUUAAUUCUACUUAAUUUACUGACGAAUGUUAGGUGCAUUUCCUGAUUUUCAAACCUGAUGUUAUCAUCGCAAGUCUUGCCUCAUUAUGAAAAUGUUAUUUACUAAUCCGUGGUCUUGCCUGUUGUCUUCUGUUCUCAUUUUUGUUGUCUUGCCAAGACUUCCAUAUGUGUAUUGUUGCUAUGAGCGUUUACGCGUUUCUUGUUUCUUUUAUUAGCGUGAUUAAAAACUAUUUACGUUAAGCAUUAUUCAAGAUUUACGAAUUAAUGUCUUGUGAAAUAAAUGCACUUCAAAGGCUGUGGAUUGUACGUCUUGCUCAGGAACCUUUUUGUUUCUGAUUGAACCAUUUUUCGUUUAUUUAAAAAGGUGAUUUAGAAGAAGCUGCAAUUUUUGACAGUAUAUGGUUACGCUUGUCUCGCUGGAUAUCCUUUGUCUGAAAUUGAUUUCUAAAUUAGAUUAGACCUCAUUUUUUGCUUGUAACAGUGCGUCCAAUCUUCCCAAAUUUAGUUGUUCUCUUUAAGUUGAUUCCUC
This is a messenger RNA of Loa loa (African eye worm), 2385 nucleotides long. RefSeq lists its product as hypothetical. The transcript is spliced from 11 exons. The record is from RefSeq and is a predicted model, not a curated record. Gene Ontology annotation, cellular component: nucleus; ribonucleoprotein complex; cytosol. Lineage: Eukaryota; Metazoa; Nematoda; Chromadorea; Rhabditida; Onchocercidae. Gene Ontology annotation, molecular function: mRNA 3'-UTR binding; poly(U) RNA binding; poly(A) binding. The coding region runs from base 17 to 1459 and encodes 480 amino acids.